Harpia harpyja (harpy eagle) is the source of this 937-nucleotide messenger RNA. RefSeq names its product transmembrane protein 269 (gene TMEM269). The transcript has 7 exons. Bases 124 to 894 code for a protein of 256 amino acids. Gene Ontology annotation, molecular function: phosphotransferase activity, for other substituted phosphate groups. The record is from RefSeq and is a predicted model, not a curated record. NCBI's taxonomy places the organism in Eukaryota, Metazoa, Chordata, Aves, Accipitriformes, Accipitridae. Gene Ontology annotation, biological process: phospholipid biosynthetic process. Gene Ontology annotation, cellular component: membrane.
CUCAGCCAGCGAAGCCUUUCCUUAUAUAACGCGGCGUCACCGCCGCGCCGGGCGAGCGCCCGCUGAACUGCCCCUGCCUCAGUUUCCCCUCGCCGGGGCGUCACCGCCACCGCUGCCGCAGUCAUGUGGAUGGUGUCACCACCGGUCGAUGAAGGAUCUCACCAGCUUGCCUGGCUUUGGGACCACGGCAAAGGUAUUUUCCAGUCCACGAAGAAGCUGUUCCUGAGAGAGCGAGCUGGCCAGGGUCAGACCCUGGAGUUCAUCCGGAAAAACGCUGCUAACGGGCUCUCCGUGGCCAAUUUGGUGGCGGGGCUCUCCUCCGUCCUCUGCAGCCUCAAUAGGCAAUACCACCACUCGUGCUGGCUGCUGCUGGUAGGGUUUCUGCUUGAUCUGGCCGACGGAGCCGUCGCCCGACAGCUCGACGCCUGCUCAGCGCUGGGUGCCAAACUGGAUGAUUUCGCCGACUUCACCACCUUCGGGCUGGCCACAGCUCUGCUGCUGCAGCCACAGGGCGUCCUGGAUGGGCUGCUGGCCAUCGCCUACGUGAUGGCCGUAUUUGCUCGCCUGUGCUUCUUCUCCAGCGGGAUCCCCUUCACUUACCGGGGGCUGCCCUGUCCCUACGCCUCCUCGCUGCUGGCGGGCACCUUCCUGCUGACAGGGGGUAAUGUCACCCUGCUGCACGUCACCGCCAUCGUCAUGAUCCUCUUCAUGGUCGAUCGGGGUUUCUAUCCCCACGACAAGGUGCUGGAGUCCCAGCUCUGGAAGAAAUUGGUUUACGCUGGAGGCGUGGCAGCCGUCCUCUUCUCGCCGGCGGCGGUGGCUUCCAUCUAUUGCCUCACCUGGUCGAUGUCCUACAUCAUCUUCCCCUUCGCCAUCUGGAGCUGCAAAGCCUAACCCCUGCCUUCGCCUAACGCCUAGUAAAGCCUUCCUCUUCCUC